Messenger RNA from Knipowitschia caucasica, 327 nucleotides. The record is from the annotation of a GenBank genome assembly. NCBI's taxonomy places the organism in Eukaryota, Metazoa, Chordata, Actinopteri, Gobiiformes, Gobiidae.
AUGCCUCCCAAGAAGGACGACGUACUGAGCCAGAAGUCUGCGGCGGCUAGCAGCGAUGCUAUAUUAGCUGCUGUUAACAAGCUAGGGGCUGAGUUAGCUAAAGUCUCGCAGCAGGUGGAUGGCAUACAAAAGUCCAUGGAGGAGCGCCUGGACACGACUGAGAAACACCUUUCAACUCUGCAAAAUGACCACAGCCAAACACAACAACGCUUGGAGGAGACGGACGUGACAUUUUCCCAGGUAGAUGUCCGCCUUUCGGAAUUGGAGGCGACCUGCGCUGAGCUACAGGCUGCUAAUGCGCUCAAAGCUAAAAUGAAUGAUCUGUAG